AUGGCGCCCCCAGCCAAACGUCGAAAGCGCAAUGUCCUCCCAUCUUCGGACGACGACGACGAAGUCCCAACACCUCAACCCAAAGCUCUUACGUCCAAGUUGAGAGCCCCCUCCACUGAAUUAUCUACACAGAUCUCAAAUGGGAAAGGUUCUACAUCAUCCGCGAAGCCGUCUGGCCAGUCAAUGGUAGCUCAGACCAAAUCUCAGCCUCGUGCGAAGACGGCGAAUCAUCCCCACAAUGCGGCACCAAUAUACCUCCCGAAAACCUCUCGUGCGAGUACAAAAAGCGCGAGCAAUAGUCCAGAGAAGCCAAAGCGAAAGGGGAAGACGGAAGACAAAGUUAAGAGCGGGGAUAUCUUCUCAUUCUUUACGAAACAGGCACAGCGGCAGAAGGAGGCUGGCAUAGUCAAUGGGAAGGAUGCGAGACCUACAAGAACCCCUUCCAAUGAAUCGAAAGCUUCUCAACAAGAUGAGUUUGAUCACAUUUCUGACGACGAAUUGUUGGAUCAAAAGGCAAAUUCGUCGAGCAUGAUUAGGGUAGCCGCUCGCAAACGGGGACUGGAAGGGUUUGGCAGAACGGAUGGUGACGCUCCUAGCAUGAGCCAGAAGUUCAUGAAGAACCCGAAAUCUACUUCUACGAUCAGAGUGGAGGAAGACUUGCGCCCUUGGGCUGAGCGUUUUGCACCCACAAACCUGGACGAACUGGUAGUACACAAGAAGAAAGUUGGAGAUGUUCGUGGAUGGCUGGAAGACGUUAUGGGUGGUCGAAUGAGGCAGCGCAUGCUCAUAUUGAAAGGACCAGCUGGCACCGCGAAAACGGCGACAGUCGGACUUUUAGCAGACGCAAUGGACUGCGAAGUGCUCGAAUGGAGAAAUCCUGUCGGCUCAGUCGCAACCGGUGACGGAUUCCAGUCAAUGUCCGCACAAUUUGAGGAGUUUCUGGGUAGAGGUGGAAAGUUUGGACAAUUGGACAUAUUUUCUACAGAUGGCUCCUUACCGGCGAAACCGGAUACCAGACCUCUCGAUCGACGGAAAAGGCUAAUAUUGGUCGAAGAAUUUCCAAAUACGUUUACACGUUCUUCAACAGCUCUGCAAUCAUUCAGAACCGCUAUUUUACAAUAUCUAGCAUCCAAUACUCCUCCACUAUCAAUGUUUCAUAAUAAGGAUAUACCAAAAGAGCCUGUGACGCCAAUUGUUAUGAUAAUAUCUGAAACAUUACUCACCACUACCUCAGCAUCGGCAGAUAGCUUUACAGCACAUCGUCUGCUUGGCCCAGAGAUACUGCAGCAUCCUGGUGUUGGUGUCAUUGAGUUCAACCCAAUAGCGCCAACUCUACUUGCUAAAGCCUUGGAAACUGUUGUGCAAAAAGAAUCUCGCAAGUCCGGACGCAGGAAGACACCUGGGCCUCUUGUUCUGAAAAGACUUGGGGAGAUUGGGGACAUUCGAAGCGCAAUUGGAUCUUUGGAAUUCCUCUGUCUACGAGGUGAUGUAGACGGAGACUGGGGAGCUAAAGUUGCAUUUGGCAAAGGAAAGAAAGCUAGUAAGGACCUUGCUUUAACCAAAAUGGAAGAAGAAAGUCUUGAAAUGGUCACUCGAAGAGAAGCAAGUCUCGGUAUUUUCCAUGCCGUUGGCAAAGUCGUCUACAACAAACGUGACUUAGAGAAACCAUCUCUACCUCCCAACGAGGAUGUCGAAAAACUCCCAGAUUACCUGUCCCUCCAAGCCCGUCCAUACAGAUCACAAAUCGUUGUCGACGAACUAAUCGACGAAACCGGAACCGACACGCAAACCUUCAUCGCCGCCCUCCACGAGAACUACCUCCUCUCCUGCGACGCCCCUUCCACCUCCUUCGAAGUCUCAACCCUCGACCACGUAAAUGGCUGUCUGGACGCCCUCUCCGACAGCGACCUCCUCUGUCCCUCCUGGGACGGCUCCUUCAACUCGACCGGCUUUGGCGGCGGCACAGGCGGACGAGGAACCGGCGGCGACAUUCUGCGACAAGACGAAAUCACCUUCCAAAUCGCCGUCCGCGGCAUCCUCUUCGCCCUUCCUAACCCCGUAAAGCGCGCUUCACCAGCAGCGAGCGGUCUUCGCACCGGCAAGGGCGGAGACGCGUAUAAGAUGUUCUACCCAACUAGCUUGAAGCUCUGGCGUAUGAAAGAGGAAAUCGAAUCUACGAUCGACCAUUGGGUUACUAAACUUAUGAAAGGAGAAGAAGAACAUCUCUCUACCAUCACGAGCGGCGCUGCGCAAUUCGCGAAAGCUAAACCUGGGACGGUGGAGAGUUGGAAACGACCUUCCACGCACUCCUCUUCGACCUCAAAGGACAAACCUCCCGCUCCGCUCCUCUCGAUAGGUACAUCCGCGCGUAAAGAAAUGCUGCUGGAACGACUGCCUUAUAUGACGCUCCUCGCGAAAGCGAAAUCUAAAUCCUCGGCUUCGAAUGCGGUGAUCAGGGAUUUAGAGAAAGUCACGGCGUUUAAAGGGAUUGGACCGCAGAGUGAGGAUACACCUGAUGAGGACGGAGAGGGUGUGGUGGGCGAGGAGUGGGCUACUGAUAAGCCUGGAGAAGGGUCGAGUCCGAGGAAGAAGGGACUGGUUAUUAGGGGGCGAGGGAGUGGCGGAUUGCCGGUUGCGAAGGAUAGGGAGGUUAAGUUGGUUUUGAGUGAUGAUGAUAUUGAGGAUUGA
This is a messenger RNA of Glarea lozoyensis ATCC 20868, 2688 nucleotides long. RefSeq names its product P-loop containing nucleoside triphosphate hydrolase. Gene Ontology annotation, molecular function: chromatin binding. Lineage: Eukaryota; Fungi; Ascomycota; Leotiomycetes; Helotiales; Helotiaceae. Gene Ontology annotation, biological process: DNA damage checkpoint signaling; DNA repair; mitotic DNA replication checkpoint signaling. The transcript has a single exon. Bases 1 to 2688 code for a protein of 895 amino acids. The record is from RefSeq and is a predicted model, not a curated record.